UACCAGCAACAACACCUUUACGGGCAGGAGCAACCCAGCUACUUGCCCGGUGUUUAUAGCAAUCUUUCGCCUUCAUUAAACGAGGACAAAGAACCUACGUGCCCCUCCGAGCCGUGCCCCGGCGCCACGCAGACCUUCGACUGGAUGAAAGUGAAGAGGAACCCCCCCAAGACAGCUAAAGUGUCGGAGUACGGACUGCUGGGCCAGCCCAACACCAUCCGCACCAACUUCACCACCAAGCAGCUGACGGAGCUGGAGAAGGAGUUUCACUUCAACAAAUACCUCACCCGGGCCCGGAGGGUGGAGAUCGCCGCUACCCUGGAGCUCAACGAAACCCAGGUCAAGAUCUGGUUCCAGAACAGGCGAAUGAAACAGAAAAAAAGGGAAAAGGAAGGUCUUGCCCCUGCUGCUGCCUCCAGGUCUGCGAAGGGAACAAGUGAAGCCUCGGAUCAGUCCAACUGCACCUCACCUGAGGCCUCCCCCAGCUCCGUGUCCUCCUGA
This is a messenger RNA of Pterocles gutturalis (yellow-throated sandgrouse), 501 nucleotides long. It is a transcript of the gene HOXB1, whose product is annotated as homeobox B1. Gene Ontology annotation, cellular component: nucleus. Gene Ontology annotation, molecular function: RNA polymerase II cis-regulatory region sequence-specific DNA binding; DNA-binding transcription factor activity, RNA polymerase II-specific. The annotation marks the transcript as partial. The transcript is spliced from 2 exons. Lineage: Eukaryota; Metazoa; Chordata; Aves; Pterocliformes; Pteroclidae. The record is from RefSeq and is a predicted model, not a curated record. Gene Ontology annotation, biological process: regulation of transcription by RNA polymerase II.